ACUACAGUGCAUCCUUUUCCGCCCCAACCUCUCUCAGGUCCCCCGCAGACUCCAUCAGAUCGGCGAACUCAACCACCAAAAUCUAGCCGUCGAUUCUCACUGCAAUAUCACCGCCGACUUGCCCUCUUCUACUUUUUCCACACGAAUCUCGUGGUCACGCCGACAGAAAAUCAACCCGAACCCUAGCUGUAGAAUCUAAAGUGAACUUAGGAACCCUUACUAGUGACUCUGCUUGAACAGAAACCAAGAUCAACUUUCACUCUUGAAUCACAAAGCCACCGUCUUCGGCUGAGUUGACUGAGUUCCCUCAUCAUGCACAUUCUACAAAGUUUGCUAUUUACUCGUCUCCCUACAAAUCCAACCAGAAAACUAAUUUCAACACCAUUGAAGAGCAUUGGGCUUUCAUUGCCGUUCUCAUCCAAGCCUGAUAAAGAGCCUGGAUUGACUACUAAUUUUGGAGAUUUGAAGUCCUCUGAAGGAAUUGGUUGGGAAAGCGGGUCAUCUUGGUCUAUUGGCUUAACGAAGGAGCAUUUUGUUGGGGAGGUUGUGGGGAAACAAUUACAGACAAACACUUCACACUCGGGAGCUGCCAGAAUGACAGAAGAAGAAAUAGCUACACUGAACCGUCUUGAGGAGGAUGUUCGCAAGUCAGAGGUGUUUGUGAAGGGGUGGGAUGGAAGGAUGAGAGACAUUGCUACGAUGAUGAAGCAGGUUAUGGAACCAGGGGCGAGGGGAUCAUAUUUGAAAGAUUCCGAAAAAACCGAAAUGUUCAAGAAGCACAAGUCGAAUCCUGAGCUAUACACUAUUGAGAAGCUGGCCAAAGAGUACAGGAUCAUGAGGCAGAGGGUGCAUGCAAUUCUGUGGCUGAAAGAGCAGGAGGAGGAGGAGGAGAAGAAAUUGGGACGCCCUCUUGAUGGCACCCUUGAGUCCUUGAUUGAUAACAACCCAGAAUUUUACAAUUCCCAUGAUAGAGAAUUCCAUGUGGCAACCCUGUGUUACAAGCCAGACUUCAAGGUCAUGCCUGAGGGUUGGGAUGGCACGACCAGGGACCCCGACGAGGUCCACUAUGAAAUUUCAAUGAAAGAGGAUGAGAUGCUGUACCGUGAAUUUGUCCAGAGGUUCAACUUUAACAAGAUGAAGUUUGAGAAGAAAGUGAAGUGCCACAAGCACAGCCGGAUGCGGCCAGCACAGGGAUGGAACUUCACAGUUGAGAAGUUGGGGUCCCGCGGGAAGCGCGGAAACGGCGGGGGCUGGAAGUUUGUGAGCAUUGCAGACGGGUCCACUCGCCCUCUUGAUGAUUUUGAGAAGAUGUUUGUGAAGAGGGAAACCCCGCGGCGUCGCAGAAAGAUCCUCCCCUGAUUCAUUCAUUCAUCACAGACUCUGUUUUUCAUUGCAGUAAUUUUUUGUGCAAUGUUUUUUUUCUUGUUUUUUUGCAGGAAUUUAAUUGUCUAAUAGAUUAUUUUUCUUCAGUAUUUGGAUGUAGACUGUAGAGUUUCUGAUGUUACAAAUUGGUGGGACUUAACAGGUCAUUUAACUUGAUGCAACAGCUCCGGCUUGGGAAGUCUUCUUCUGUUGCAAAUUUGUUUUCCCUUUUUUUUCACGAUGGAGAUUUAAUUGUCUAGUAAAUGAGUACCCCAUAC
Molecule: messenger RNA, 1640 nt
Organism: Cuscuta campestris
Lineage: Eukaryota; Viridiplantae; Streptophyta; Magnoliopsida; Solanales; Convolvulaceae
Source: the annotation of a GenBank genome assembly